AUGUUCAGCAUGCGCAAGGCGAGAGACACAAUGCCAUUACACACCGACGACGCAUCCCCCAACCAUCGCCAGCCGUCACCAAGCUACGAAACCAUCUACACCCCAGAACACUUGCUGCACCUUCGCCUCCUGCACCACUACAACAUCUGCACGGUGCAGUCCUUCACCGACGCCUUCCAGCUCGAGGGCUUCAAGUCGGAGGUCCUCCGUCUUGAGGUCCCGAGCCUGGCCCUCCAGCACCACUACCUUAUGGACGCCCUCCUCUCCGUGACCCUCCUUCACCUGGCCAGCACAGAUCCGUCCACUGACCUCCCCGUCACCAAGUACCGAGACCGCGCGGUGAGGCAGCUUCGGCACCAAGUCGAGCAGGUAUCAGAAGACAACGCCCGGCCCGUUUUUAUGGCUUCACUUUUGCUGUCCGUGACUGCCCUCGCAGCCGAUCGGCACACGGGCUAUGAUGGUAUCUGGCUUACGAACUGGCUUGCGAUGGCCAUCGGACCGCGGAUGAUGAUCGAUGGGCUCAGGAAACAAGUGUCACUCCGCCCCACGCCGCAGAGGAGUAUACCGCUCGAACACGCUGCCCCUGUAGCGAUUCCACUGGAUCUGGAAGAUGCCCUGCGAAUGGACGCGGACGACGAGGACUGGGAGUUUCGUGAAGACCUCCAACGUGCGGCAACCGGGAUUGGAAAACUUUUUGGCUCGUUGGCAUGUCCUACCUGCGAUGGCUGCGUGGCAUUCAAGGCCAGGGCAUGGCCGUUCUCAUUCGUCUCGUCGAGGUUUGUGGACAUGGCUCGUCAGCUGAAGCCCAGGGCUCUGGCCGUGAUGAGUUACUACCUGCCGUUCUUCCACUGGUUUCCCAGGGUUUGGCUCUACGAGGACGUGGCUGUCCAGGAGAUGGAGAGGAUUGCGUUAGCAGUCGGGAGCGAGUGGGCGACGCCUUUGGCUGCCCCAAAGGUUGCUGUUAGGGUCAAGGAUACGAGCCUCCUGAAGGAGUACCUUCUUGGGCUUGUGUCCCGGGAAUGUCUUCGAGACGAGAGUGCUUUUGAGGGAUUUGUCUGA
This is a messenger RNA of Colletotrichum chrysophilum, 1059 nucleotides long. RefSeq lists its product as uncharacterized. Gene Ontology annotation, molecular function: DNA-binding transcription factor activity, RNA polymerase II-specific. The transcript is spliced from 2 exons. Lineage: Eukaryota; Fungi; Ascomycota; Sordariomycetes; Glomerellales; Glomerellaceae. The coding region runs from base 1 to 1059 and encodes 352 amino acids. Gene Ontology annotation, biological process: regulation of transcription by RNA polymerase II. The record is from RefSeq and is a predicted model, not a curated record.